AUGUCACUUAUAGUUCACUACCAGUUCGAUCCUGCGAAAGAUACUUUUACUUUCGACAUUCGCGAAGGUGGCCUCACUGUCCUUCAUUCCGUUUGGGCUGAUGAAGUGCAAGCAUUCGCUAAACAACUCUCUGAGGCUAGCAAAUAUGGCUAUUCUGGCCUUCGAUCUGCCUUUCUUUUAAAUGCGGGCAACUGCACCUCCACAAGUGCCACCUCUGGUUGCAUCUCAAAUUCAAAUCUUCCCAAAGACGCAUCCUCCAGACUUUCUAUAUCCUCUGCCAAUCAGGGCUUCAAUCGAAAGCGACAAGGCCAAUCACUCGGCCUCUAUUCACUUCCUUUCCAAAUAGAAGAUAUUGUUUCGCCUGACGGCUAUUCUAUUCCCUUUAAACUACUCACUCGCCUGGAUAGUCUCCGUUUGGUACGACUUUCUGAAAUUCCCUGGCACUCUCGACACGACUACUGGCUGCUGGCGGGAAUUGUUGUACAUGGCUAUGCGUGCUGGAAUCAGAUUCUCUCUGAUCCACGUUUCAGUCUAUUGGUAAAGGGCCUAGAAAAACUGCCUAAAGGUACAUUUUGUGUCGUGUAA
Protopolystoma xenopodis is the source of this 585-nucleotide messenger RNA. Lineage: Eukaryota; Metazoa; Platyhelminthes; Monogenea; Polystomatidea; Polystomatidae. The record is from the annotation of a GenBank genome assembly.